CCCCCGACCCCCCCUCCCGCCCGUGCCAAGAGGUGAGAGAGGGCGGGGGAAGGAAGAGGAGGCGGGAUCGGGGCGCUGCGUUGGCUGCGGCCUGGCACGAAAGGGGCGGCCCCGGCGGAGAGGAGACCCAGUAGCCCGGGCGAUUAUGGACCCGGCAGAGGCGGUGCUGCAGGAGAAAGCGCUCAAGUUUAUGGCUGCAGUUCCGGCUGGUGGAUAUUGGAGGAAUAAUAAAAAGUGCUCUAUGCCCAGGUCUCUGUGGCUGGGCUGCUCCAGCCUAGCGGACAGCAUGCCUUCGCUGCGAUGCCUGUAUAACCCAGGGACUGGCGCACUCACAGCUUUCCAGAAUUCCUCAGAGAGAGAAGACUGUAAUAAUGGCGAACCCCCUAGGAAGAUAAUACCAGAGAAGAAUUCACUUAGACAGACUUACAACAGCUGUGCCAGGCUCUGCAUAAACCAAGAGACAGUAUGUCUGACAAGCACUGCUAUGAAGACUGAAAACUGUGUGGCCAAAACAAAACUUGCCAAUGGCACUUCCAGUAUGAUUGUGCCCAAGCAGCGGAAGCUCUCAGCAAGCUAUGAGAAGGAAAAGGAACUGUGUGUCAAGUAUUUUGAGCAGUGGUCAGAGUCUGAUCAAGUGGAAUUUGUAGAGCACCUUAUAUCCCAAAUGUGUCAUUACCAGCAUGGGCACAUCAACUCCUACCUAAAACCUAUGCUGCAGAGGGAUUUCAUAACUGCUCUGCCAGCACGGGGUCUGGACCAUAUUGCUGAGAACAUUCUGUCAUACUUGGACGCCAGAUCACUGUGUGCUGCUGAGCUUGUGUGCAAGGAGUGGUACCGCGUGACGUCAGACGGCAUGCUGUGGAAGAAGCUCAUCGAGAGAAUGGUCAGGACAGACUCUCUGUGGAGAGGCCUGGCAGAGCGCAGAGGGUGGGGACAGUACCUAUUCAAAAACAAACCUCCUGAUGAGAAUGCUCCUCCCAACUCCUUUUAUAGAGCACUUUAUCCUAAAAUUAUACAAGAUAUUGAGACAAUAGAAUCAAACUGGAGAUGUGGACGACAUAGUUUACAGAGAAUCCACUGUCGCAGUGAAACAAGCAAAGGAGUUUACUGUUUACAAUAUGAUGACCAGAAAAUAGUAAGCGGCCUUCGAGACAACACGAUCAAGAUCUGGGAUAAAAACACAUUGGAAUGCAAGCGAAUCCUCACAGGCCACACAGGCUCCGUCCUGUGUCUCCAGUAUGAUGAGAGAGUGAUCAUAACUGGAUCAUCGGAUUCCACUGUCAGAGUGUGGGACGUAAAUGCAGGUGAGAUGCUAAACACAUUGAUUCACCAUUGUGAGGCAGUUCUGCACUUGCGCUUCAAUAAUGGCAUGAUGGUAACAUGCUCCAAAGAUCGUUCCAUUGCUGUAUGGGAUAUGGCCUCCCCAACUGACAUCACCCUAAGGAGGGUGCUGGUGGGACACCGAGCUGCAGUCAAUGUUGUAGACUUUGAUGACAAGUACAUCGUUUCCGCAUCUGGGGAUAGAACCAUAAAGGUAUGGAACACAAGUACUUGUGAAUUUGUAAGGACCCUCAAUGGACACAAACGAGGAAUCGCCUGUUUGCAGUACAGAGACAGGCUGGUGGUGAGUGGCUCGUCUGACAACACCAUCAGAUUGUGGGACAUAGAAUGCGGUGCGUGCCUGCGCGUGUUAGAAGGCCAUGAAGAGCUGGUGCGCUGCAUCCGAUUCGAUAACAAAAGGAUAGUGAGCGGGGCCUACGAUGGAAAAAUUAAAGUAUGGGAUCUUAUGGCUGCUUUGGACCCCCGUGCUCCUGCAGGGACUCUUUGUCUACGGACGCUUGUGGAGCAUUCUGGAAGAGUUUUCCGACUCCAGUUUGAUGAAUUCCAGAUUGUCAGUAGUUCGCAUGAUGAUACAAUCCUCAUCUGGGACUUCCUAAAUGAUCCGGCUGCUCAUGCUGAACCACCCCGCUCCCCUUCUCGGACAUACACCUACAUCUCCAGAUAAAUAACCCAACACUGACCUCACACUUGCCCGGGACUCGUUAAUGUCGCAGUAUUUAACAUAUCUGCCAAGACCAGGGUGAACAACAACAAUCACACUCCUACCCGGAUUCCCCGGAUGGAUCAGCGAGGAGCAGGGCUUUGAGACUCCUGUUGGGACACAGUCGGUCAGCAGCUGACCAGGAUGGUCUGCUCGGCACACCCGGCUGCUUCAGUGCUGCUAUCAGAAGAUGUCUUUAUCUUGUGUGAAUGAUUGGAACUUUUAAGCCUCCCUUCCUGUUCCCUCCCCUUCCCCUCUGCACCUGUUUCUCUCCCAUUGGGUUCCAGACAAAGAUGACUUAUAAAUAUAUUUAGUGUUUUGCCAGAAUCUCUCUUCCUUUGCCAUUAAGCAGAAGAACUAGUUUCCCCAUAUGGCUCACUUCUAGGGGACAGGGGCUGCAGCUUCCAGGCAAAGAAUGCCUGUCCUCUCCCUGUUCAGCACCUGGCCGGAGCAGUCCAGGCCACUGCGUGGGAGGAGACAGCUGCCUGCACAUCCUUAGAGGAGAGAGAGGGACACACACUGGAAGAUCUGCACCUGCUGCCUCCUCCCCCACCUGGGUUCUGUCCCCCUUCCUCCUCUCCAUCUUCAACCUGAGAAGGCAUGUGCCGUGUCCUCAUCUAGCACGAGGCGGAUCACCCAGAAAAUGGGACACUUGGAAGAGUUUGAGUAUCCUAAUUUCCAGGCUUUUGCUGCAAGUGACCCCGGGGCAGCGGUGGAUUCAUGAACAUGACACUCGCCAUAUUUGCAGCUUUCUCUCUCCUUCCCUGUGCCCAGGGGGAGGGACAGGAAUGUCCUGGGCGCCAUCAGUGGUUGUGUUUGCUCUGGACUCAGCAGUCUCCUCGGUUCCAUGUAGAGUGGAAAGGAGCUGCUGAUUGCAUUUCCUCUCAUUAACAAUUAGAUGUGUAAUAAAAAGCAUUGUGCUUCAUCUUAAAUCACUGGCAAGGCCUGCAGAAAGGCUUGGAGUGGCCAGCGCCAGGCACCACUGCACUCUGUACCGUGGCUCACAUCUGUUUCCUUGACCGAGCCGGAAAGCACCCAGGCACCCAUAACUGCCCAGACUGUGAGCACAGCAGCUUAAGAGAUGGUCAGGAGAAAGCUGGUUCUCCAUUUAGGCCAGUAAAUAUCUGUCAGUCUAACUGCCUCAACCUUGCACGGCAGAUCCUUCCUUCUGCUUCCCCCAAACCCAGUAUUUGCAGAAAGGCAAGGCUGCCAGAGGGCAUCAGGGUGAAGCUUGGCACACAGGGUUACUAGUAAGCAGGAGCCUUCUCUUCCUUUUCCUCUCCCUGCCUUAUUUUGCUGUCCGCUUUCCCCAGCCAGUAAACUCUGGCAGUCAGUAAAAACGUAAGUGACUGGACUUCCUCAAGGGCUAAGCUGGCCACAUGGAAGGCAGCACUGGGCCUCUGCCAGCAGACUCCAGACACAGAGGCUCAUGGGUAAGCCUGGGAGAACUUGAACUGAGAGCCAACUCACUUUCCCCCAGCAUGCAUUGCCUGCUAAGGGAUGGUUAAGGCAUACCAUUGGGCCUGAGGCCACACUACAGCCUUGCUUUUCCCUUGGAAACCAAGCAGUCAGGCUCUCGUCACUGUUCCUAACCAUGCAUUUGAAUUUAAGAAAGCCAACUGAACCAGCUGCUAUAAAAAUAGAAAUGGGGGCCAGUCCCAAGUGGCCUCUAGCCAGGCCACCUUCACUACGGCAAGAGAGAGAGAAGAGAGCAUCUUCAUUCUCUGGUUUGCAACUCGUCCCUUACCCAAAGUGUCCCCGAGCGAAUGCCGUUACAUGCUGAGUCAGGUCACAUGUGUGCCGUUUCCUUUUCUUGUGUAACUGUAAUCUCAAGUUACAUCUAAGAAAUACCUCUCCGUAUUUGUUUCUCUUUUCCUGACCACCCACAUGCUGCAGAGAGUCGUCUGAUUAGCUGCGCUGAGCGCCUUGUCCACUGAUUAUUAAUAGUGAAGGACUUUGCUGAAAAACAGGUCAGACAUUAAGAGACCUAAGCUGCUUCAAGAAAUGGUCUAGUGGCCAUAACUUGACUAGCCCUUCAGUUAUAUGCUGCUUUGAAAGGUAGGAGUAGGAGAACAUCUGGCUUUGAGGGAGAUGUGGGUACUCCUGCACACUCGUCAGGCCAGCACUGCGCUCUCCUUCCGAGGUCUAGCUGUAGGUGUGCUGCUCUGACACCCUUGAGAAGUGUGGCCACCCAUUGUACUUAGGCCCGGGUGGACCCUGCGCGUUGACGCUGUUAGUUGGGUUCAACUCUUUCUCCAGGCUGUCCUCUCUGCUGCUGAUGGAAAUGGGAAUGAAGUUAAGUGGUCUGAGAAACUUGAAUCACUCAGAUUCUCAGCUCUGGGGUCAUUUACCAGUUCAUUGUAGAAGAAACAGUCAGGUAAGUAGAAGUUCAUUUCCAGAGAAGGUAAACCCCACUUACCAUCUCUGCAUGAUUUCAGUGGGAAUUGAUUAUCACCAGUCCCCAACUGGGCGAGAAUAAAUGUAAAGUUUGACCUUUUUAAAAGAAAAGAGAAACAAAGAACAUCUCAACACAUUUAAAGGAAUAGUAGACAAGAAGCUGCAAGUGUCCUGUGGCUCUGAGAUGACUGUCCCCAUGGUCAGUCUCUCUUUUUACUAAAAUCUACCUUUCAGUGUAUGGUACCCUGCUGGAGGCUGGACCACUGUGUCACUGGUGAUGUCUAGACAAGGCCAAGAUUCCUUGAUGCUCGUGUGUGUGUGUGUGUGUGUACAUCCCUUCCCUGGAAAUGCAGUCAGAAAGUGGAUGUGAAUUAUGGAUGGGGAGCCUUUUACACUUGUCCCUUGGCUAAAUUCUUUCAGAUUUGUCGUAACUUUAGAGACAGAAACUGUUUGGAACUCUGUUGACGAGUAAUAAAGUCUGGCCCCCGUAGCUUGUUUUGGAACUGGAAAUGACACUGAGACUCCUAAAUCAUUCUGUAAGAAAAAAAUUAUUUUUAGCACUGCAAAGCCGGGGAGAAGGCUGUCCUCACUCAUUCUCUCUCUCCUUCUCUUGCUGGCCUCUAUCUGAGAGGCUGAACUUGACCUACGUGGUUAGCUUUUGACGAGACGGAGAAAGCUGAAAAUGAUGAGGCCCAUGGUGAUGUUCAUUGUCUUGGAAUCUCCCUUUUGAAGUAGAUGGUGAUACCUUCUGGUCUUGAAUCUGAGACAGGUCCACCUAGAUUAGUGCAGUACUGGGUAGAAUGAGUCAUGCUGGUACCCAGUCCCUGUGACUGCAGUCCAUGCAGUGGUGAUCAGUUUACAGUGUAACUUUGGUCCACACGAAUCACCAUCCCUAUUUGAUUAAAUUCAGCACUUUGAAGUGCACUCAGAGACUCCCAAUGGGGCCAGUCCUAGGACUCACACAGAUGACCCUUUUCACCACAGUGAGCACGGCUAGUACCAGUGAGGCAGCCAUCUCAGGGGAAUAAAGCUGAGCUUUAUAUAUGAUGUCAGUCUCCUUAAAGUUAAGAAGAGAAACCAAAGCAGCAGGUGGCUGCCCACUUGCAGGUGGAAUCUACUGCAUUGCUGUCCAGAAACCCCUAAUGCUGGCAGCCCUGUUUUAACAAAAUAGCCCAGUGCCUGUGGUCUGACAUUUCCUGGAGGCAGCUGACUCCCCAAAUAUAUACUUCUCAACAAACUCAGCUAUCUGACUUAGCUUCUGAGUGUGUGUAGGGACAGAGACUGUGUGUUAUCUCCCCUACCAAACCUUCCCCUUGGAUGCUGAAGGAAAAGCACAACAGGUUAGACCUCUGGGUACCAAGGAAGCUGAUACUUUCCCAAAGUAGUGACCCGCAAGCCUGGCAGCAGUGUGAGCUAGAGAGCUUUUGGUUGUUCGCGCUUCGUCUCCUAGAUUCUCCAGUGCUGAGUGCUUUCAUUUUUGUGAUUAUGUUACGGUGAUGUGUAGUCAAUAUACCAAUAUGUUCACAAGCUAGGACCAUGGUAAUAGAGUGUGUUUGGUUUUUUAACUGUUGGGGGGGAGUAAAUUACAAGUACAAGAUUAAAGUGAA
Messenger RNA from Alexandromys fortis (reed vole), 6045 nucleotides. RefSeq names its product beta-transducin repeat containing E3 ubiquitin protein ligase (gene Btrc). The record is from RefSeq and is a predicted model, not a curated record. The coding region runs from base 146 to 2005 and encodes 619 amino acids. NCBI's taxonomy places the organism in Eukaryota, Metazoa, Chordata, Mammalia, Rodentia, Cricetidae. Gene Ontology annotation, molecular function: protein dimerization activity. The transcript is spliced from 16 exons.